AGAGCAACCACACGAUUGGAAUAAUGUUCCUGCGAUUUAUAUUCAGAUUUGUUGCUACUUUCUAGCAGAAGGAUGUGUUUACAUUCGAGUUUUCUAUUGUUGGCUACAAGAAAGAAAAAGUAUUAUCUGUGACAAUUACGCUUACAUAAACUUUUAAAUAAUAACAAGAUACUGUAUGUAAUUUUAACAGGCGAAAGAAAGCUAACCUAAUGCACAGGCAAGUGUUGUUCCAACCAUACCGCCACCAGUUAUAAUAAUAUCGUAAUAUUCUUCAUCUUGUAGAUUUGCACACGAAUAUUUCGAUGCAAUUACCGAUGCAUUAGGGAUGACAGAUCUUUUCGGAAUUGAUAGUAAACUUCUACAAUACGAAAACUUGUUUAUCAAAGCCGCCAUUUUUAUGUUUAAUAUUUUGUAUUUUAUGCGACACAUAUGUACAAACAUAAAUCUGCCCCUGCAUAUAUACAUAUGUACAUAUGUACGUUACAUUACUUAAUGCAGUUGCCCAUACAUAUUGUAUAUACCACGGUAUAAAAACAAUACACCGUGGUGCACAUGCAAGAUAAGACUUUCUCUGUUCGUAUGGGGUGAUUUUUGAUCUGGUUAAUUUACAUGUACAUAUGUAGAAUGAAACUGCUGUUUUUUUGUUUCCUUUCUCAUUCGAUGAACUGGAACGCAAACGUAUGGUUUAAACCUGCAUAUGUAUAAUAUGAAUGUACAGGCAAUAAGGGAUUGACGAUGAACUUGAUAUGAAGUGUAAUGCACAAUGGCAGAACAUAGAGGCACAUCGUUUUACAAUUCUUGCGUGAAAGUUCCAGUGGAUCCUUAUAGUAGACAACCAACACCUUCUUACGAACGUCCCAAAGUUGCAAGGAAUUGCAAAGACGACUACCCCGAUAAGGUGAAUAAAAUAAACUUUGCAUCCGGCAAUAGUAUUAUCAGCGAAUCGGAGGUAUCGAGUCCCAGAGAAAUUGUGGACAACUUUAUAGAAUUUUUGGAGAGUAUCCCAGAUUAUGGUCAAGUUCAUCAUUUGUCGAACGAACAGUUUAAGCAAAAAGUAGACUAUUUAAAGAGAAAACAGAAGUUGUUAUUGAAAAAUUUGGAAAAUUCGCUAGCCGAUGACGAAGAGGCAAACGUAGGAAGCUCAUCGAUGUCGAAAUACAAUCAGAAGUCGAAGGCCCAGAAUAAAAAUGGUAUAAACGAUUUAAAACUAGACGGUAAAAAGUGUUAUUUGGAAGAGUUCAGGAUAACCAGUCCUACGCUUCACCUAUCCGAUACAUUCCUUUGCCCUAUGGAAAAUCAAGAUUUUCCAAUAAAUAGCAGACACAAACAAAAGGAUAAAGAAUCUAAAACAAUGUGUAAUGAGAAAAUACAUUUGGCCGACAAUAGUUGGAAAUUGUGGAGCGAAUCGUACAGUAAAGAUGAAUUAGAAAGCGACAUGGAUAGCAUAGAAACAAGAAGCUUGCCAGCUAGUAACUCUAAAGAAUGGCAUCCUACCAUACCUAAACCGUUUAGCUUUACUUUAAGAGAAGAAGCAGAAAAGUACAUGGAACAAGUUGAAACAAGUGACAUGCGACCCAAAGAUUUAGGGAAUGUUAAUAAAAGUCCUUGUAGAAAACGUCGCAUAAGACCAAUUCCGCUUACAUCUAAAAUUCCGCUUUACGACAAGUUAUUAGCGGAAAAGGAAGAACGAAGUCGUAUAAUUCGCGAAGAGAGUGCUUUAAAUUUAAUGUCCCAGAUGCGACCGUUUCGGUUGGAAUGCGACCGUCGAGCUCGGAGAUUUUUGGUACGAUCUAGCCCAGAAAUUCGUAGCAAAAACGUGAACGCGUGUAGAAAAUUCAAAGCUAAACCCGUGCCGAAAAAUCUGUUCAGUACCGAUAUAUACGAUCGUAUGCUCGAGGACGAAUAUUACAGGGAUCUGCAGAAAAAAGUGAGAGCGGCAGAAUUAAUGAAGUCUUCUUGCUUGCCGCCGUCGAUGGCGAGACGAGAACGCGUCAGGUCCGCGUGCACGCAUUUCAAAGGCGCAAAGGAAAGUUGCAACGAGAAUUUUGGAAGUAGGAAUUCCGUCGAAUCGUCCAAUGUUACGUCAUCGCCGUUAGAACGAUGUAGAUCCGCGAUGUCGCUUUUGCCGCAACGAGGAAAUAAUUUGGCAGCGAUCUUGAGGUGUCAAGUGUCACGAGAAAAAUUGGAGCGUGAAAUCAAAGAGAAAAUGGAGGAGAAACGUCGAGAACAGGAAAUGAGAAUGAGAGAAUCGUUGAUCGGGCGGGAUCCCGCGUGGAGAGCUUUGAGGGCCGCGGCAAGGCACGACCAUCGGAGGGACCUUAACAUUCGGACUUCGUUACGUCGCGACGAAGCACGCGAACAAGCGGAACGUCAUCGUCUGCAGAUGGAAAUGAUGCUGGAUCGCGUGACUCUGAUACCGACGCUUUUCGAACGCCACUCUCAGACUUAUCAAGCACCGAUGAAAACACCGCAAAAGGGCGGUUCGAAGUUACUGCAACGAAAAGAGAAAAGGAAGCAACAGAGGCAACAAUCGCGCGUAGUUGGCGUAAAUUCGUACAUCGCGUACGAUAAUAUUUGCGGAAGACCGGACUCUGGGUCGAUCACCAGUUCCUCCGGAACGUUAUUGUCGACUAGCCAAUCGUCAAAGUCGUCGGACGCGUUCGCGUCGCACGCUUCCGACAAAUCGGCGACAAAGUCUCCGUGUUCGCUCUCGAAGAAGAGAGGAGAUCGCGGCCAAUUAAAAGUGUCUAUAAACGAGACGGCGGAGCUGAUCGACGAUCGAAACGAGAACGACCGGUUACGCGACGAUCAACGAUCGUUCAGCGAGGAACGCGACGAGAACGCGUCGCAAACCGAUACCGAGAGCAACGUAAAUUCCAAUCGAUGCUGAUACGCGAUCAUCGUACACGCGUAACGCGUUCCUCGGUGAUUUCGCACGACAUCGAUACACCCAUCUCCGAACGCACCGAUACAUCUCGGCUGCGAACAACAGUGUGCGCGUUCAUACAAUAAAACGAAUAUUCAAUCGA
Megalopta genalis is the source of this 3029-nucleotide messenger RNA. The record is from RefSeq and is a predicted model, not a curated record. Lineage: Eukaryota; Metazoa; Arthropoda; Insecta; Hymenoptera; Halictidae.